AUGGCAUCAUCUUCUAGUGCUCGCAGAAGACUAUUAUGUGGUCGUGAGGACCCAUCUGUACUAUAUUUUCAGAGACAACACGUCUCUAACAAUAUAUGGGCUGGAGAACCCUCACAAGACCUACGCUGCAGAAGGUACGAAGGUAUCAUUUGGGAUGUUCCCAUACAUCCUCGUGUCUUGGCGAUUGUAGACAUGAUGGGGUUUGGCGGGAUGUUGAGGUGUGGUAAACCGAAAGAUAUUGACCACCAUCUCAUCACCGCUUUGAUUGAACGCUGGAGGCCAGAGACGCACACGUUUCACUUUUCAGUAGGUGAAGCGACUGUGACAUUAGAAGACGUGGAGGUCAUGUGGGGCCUCAACACUGACGGUGAAGCUCUGACGGGUUACAUCCCCACUAAGGAUGUAAACCAUUGGAAGGAGGUUUGUCUGGAUUUUCUUGGCUUUAUUCCAGAUCAAGUUGAUUUGAAAGAAAUGAACUGGAAGCAGACAGCCUUAUCAGCUCAAUUGAGGAUUGAGUUGAGUGAUGAUAACGAAGAGUACAUAACGAUGUAG
This is a messenger RNA of Salvia splendens (bonfire salvia), 552 nucleotides long. RefSeq names its product protein MAIN-LIKE 2-like. The coding region runs from base 1 to 552 and encodes 183 amino acids. Gene Ontology annotation, biological process: meristem maintenance; meristem development. The record is from RefSeq and is a predicted model, not a curated record. NCBI's taxonomy places the organism in Eukaryota, Viridiplantae, Streptophyta, Magnoliopsida, Lamiales, Lamiaceae. The transcript has 2 exons.